AUGGCCCCACUCCCGAGUCCUGACCUCCCCAGACUUGUCAUCUACUUCCAGUCUCACCACAAGCCCGAUGGCAGCCCCGUCUCCCUCUUACCCCUCAUCCAGCAGCCCGGCAUCCGCCUCACCCACCUCAACAUCGCCGCCUUCCACAUCAACCGCAAGCCCGACCCGUCACAUAUCAUCACCCUCAACGAUAAUGUCCCAGGCCACCCGUCAUUCACCACGCUCUGGGCUGAGGCCCGCAUCUUGCAGGCCGCUGGUGUCAAGGUUAUGGGCAUGCUGGGCGGCGCGGCCAAGGGCGCCUUCGCCAAGGACACCCUCGACAGCGACGACGAGGCCACCUUUGAGAGGUACUACGGUGCCCUGCAUGACAUGGUGCUGCAGCGCGGCCUAGACGGGCUCGACCUGGACGUCGAGGAACCCUUCAGCUUGGCUGGAAUCGUGCGGCUGAUCGACCGCCUGCGGGCUGAUUUUGGGAAGGACUUCAUCAUCAGCCUGGCACCCGUCGCACCGGCGCUGCUGGACGUGCGGCGGAACCUGAGCGGGUUUGACUAUGAGGCGCUGGAGGUCAUGAGAGGGAGAGACAUUGCGUUUUAUAAUUGCCAGUUCUACUGUGGAUGGGGAGACUGUAGUAACCCCAUCCUCUACGAGAUGAUGCUGAUGAAGGGGUGGAACCCAGCCAAGGUCGUGGUCGGCCUUGUCACGAACCCGGCCAACGGCUCCGGUUUUAUCCCCUUCGACGUCCUAGCCACCGUGGUCCCGCUGAUGGUGGGCCAGCACAAGCGUUUCGGUGGCAUCAUGGGCUGGGAGUACUUCAACAGCCUGCCAGGCGGGCGCGAGAAGCCGUGGGAGUGGGCGCAGUACAUGACGCGGAUCAUGGGGACGGACCGCACCACAGCACCCGAUGUGGUCAUGCCGGUGGGGAGGGUCGAGGUGCCGCCGCCGCCGCCUGCUGCGCCUGCUGAAGGGCAGCAGCAGAAGAAGUUAAUAGAAGUAGAUGCGGAUGAGGACGAAGAGGGCGGGAGGGAGGUCCCGGUGCCGGAUGCUUUUGAGUAUUAUUCGGAUGGUCUAGGGGAGGAGGAAUGA
This is a messenger RNA of Cryphonectria parasitica EP155, 1083 nucleotides long. Its product is annotated as family 18 glycoside hydrolase. The record is from RefSeq and is a predicted model, not a curated record. NCBI's taxonomy places the organism in Eukaryota, Fungi, Ascomycota, Sordariomycetes, Diaporthales, Cryphonectriaceae. Gene Ontology annotation, cellular component: extracellular region. Gene Ontology annotation, biological process: carbohydrate metabolic process. The transcript is spliced from 2 exons. The coding region runs from base 1 to 1083 and encodes 360 amino acids. Gene Ontology annotation, molecular function: chitinase activity.